CUGCUUCAAUUUCACAUUAUUAUCCGACACCAGAAAAAGAAACCGAAAGCCAAAUUCCUUUCCAACUUGAAAAUCCACCAAAACUCAAAAUAGAUAAACGCAAAGGAUUUCGAUUUGAGAUAUAUAUAUUCCAUCUAUAAAACACCAAACUUAUAAAGCCAUUUAUUCUCUACCCAUCUCAUUUAAUUUUAUAUUUCCUCUACUUUCAUAGUCUCAAACCUUUCCUUUUGGUUUCCCUAUCUUUCUCAGUUCAAGAGAAAAUAAUCUCCAUGGAUGAUCUUGAUUGUGACUGUGAUUUUGGCGAUGUGGAUUGUGAUUGCGAUUGUUGUUGCUGCUGCCGCUGCAAUGAUUGUGAUGGCGAUGAAAGUUGUCGCGAUUUAUGCUCUUGGGACAAAAUUUGCUGUAUCAUGUGCAUUAACGUAGAUAAUAAUAAUAAUAAUAAUAGAAAGCAUGAUCCUCAUAAUGACACGUGCUACCAUUUAUGCUGUUGUUGCUGUUGCGAUGAUGAUGAUUAUCCAAGAAAAAGACGACCAACCCAAUUGAAGCAACAAGCAUCCAAUCCCCAAACCACGAAGCAAAACCAAGAAGAGAUUAGGAGGAAAGAAUCUGAAAUGGAGCAUGCUCCAGGUUGCCCAUAUCGUGGAUCACAUAUACCAAAGAAUAGAUGUCGAUAUAAAUGCUGGUUAGCUUCACCAUCACUUGAUUUAGAUCCUCCAAUGGCUCAGCGAUUCCAAACGCUAGAUAGAGAGAUGUAUAUGAGAGGGUAUGAGUCCUCGGAGAAGCAGAAACAUUAUUGGUGAUUUAUUUGGUUGACUAAUAAGUUAAUUCUAUAUUAUGAUUAAGCCAAUUUAGGGGUUAAUUUUAAUUGAUUU
Manihot esculenta (cassava) is the source of this 872-nucleotide messenger RNA. RefSeq lists its product as uncharacterized. Lineage: Eukaryota; Viridiplantae; Streptophyta; Magnoliopsida; Malpighiales; Euphorbiaceae. The coding region runs from base 270 to 800 and encodes 176 amino acids. The transcript has 2 exons. The record is from RefSeq and is a predicted model, not a curated record.